Messenger RNA from Glycine soja, 3144 nucleotides. RefSeq names its product proline-, glutamic acid- and leucine-rich protein 1-like. Gene Ontology annotation, biological process: rRNA processing. Gene Ontology annotation, cellular component: nucleus. Lineage: Eukaryota; Viridiplantae; Streptophyta; Magnoliopsida; Fabales; Fabaceae. Bases 111 to 2762 code for a protein of 883 amino acids. The record is from RefSeq and is a predicted model, not a curated record. The transcript is spliced from 13 exons.
UCAUCCCGACCCGACUCGUUAGAAAUUAAGCAUAAGAUUUUAUUUUCCUUUCCCAGUUCACUUCGUUUUCGCGCCGCCGCAGCAGCACACUCCGAGGUUGCAGGGUUCCAAUGGCGGCCUUCGACCACUUUGGGAACAUGUACGACGUUGCAUUCAAACCCCGCUUGCUUCAAACCCUCAUCAGAGACCACCUCCCGGACGAGAAACGCCCUUUUUCGAACCCUUCAGAACUCUCCAAGGUCGUUUCGUUGAUCAAAACGCACUCUCUUCUCUCCGAGUCUUUCGCAGAUUCCACGCGCCCCAAACUCAUCGCAGCAUGGAAAUCCGCACUCGCUUCCUGGCUCAACCUCAUUUACUCCCUCCUUUCUACCACCAUGCCAGAUAAAUGCUGGGCGGGUAUCUCCCUGUUGGGGGUUACUUGUGAAGAGUGCAGCUCUGAGCGUUUCCUAGAAUCUUACUCUGUGUGGUUCCAAAAGUUGCUGUUUUUUCUACAGUCACCUUCAGAUUCUCAUUUAGUGAGGGUAGCUGCUUGUGCUUCGAUGUCUGAUUUAUUUGCAAGGUUAGGUGGAUAUCCUAAGAUCAAGAAAGAUUCAUCUUCCUGUGCUGUGAAAGUUGUUCAGCCUACUUUGAAGAUCUUGAAUGAUGAGAACUCAGAGGCAAUAUGGGAUGCUGCAGUUCAUUUGUUAUGUACCAUAAUAACUUCAUUCCCAUUUUCUAUUCGUAAUCAUUAUGAUAGUGUUGAAUCUGCUAUUGCUUUAAAACUUUUGUCUGGAGGAUGCAGUCUAGAUAUGUCAAAGAAACUCGCACAUUGCCUCACACUGCUUCCAAAAUCAAAAGGAGAUGAAGAAAGCUGGUCUGUGAUGAUGCAGAAAAUUUUGGUGUUAAUAAAUGAUCAAUUAAAUUUAGCCUUUCAUGGUCUAGAAGAAGAAACCCUGCGUAAUGAGGUUACUAGGCUGUUGGUUUUGCCAGGAAAACAUCCUCCACCACCAUUAGGAGGCUAUAUAUUGGCAGAAGAAGUUCUUAACAAGGCAUCAAAAACAUCUGAGCAAUCACUGAUGUCUAAUGCCUCUAGACUUAUGUUUGGCUGCUGUCUGUUGCUUAAAAAUUCAUAUCCUGUUAAGGUAAAUGUGCCUGUUCGCCUGUUAUUGGGCUUUGUUGAGAGAAUUCUGAUGGUAAAUGGCUCUUUGCCACAAAUGUCAUUGCCAUUCAUGACUGCCAAGCAGCAAGAGAACAUUUGUUCAGAACUUCCAGUUUUGCACUUGAGUAGCUUGGAAUUGCUUACGGCUAUCAUAAAGGCCAUGGGCAGUCAACUAUUACCACAUGCUGCCUAUAUUGUACGUAUCAUUACAAAGUACUUCAAGACAUGUAAACUGCCAGAAUUAAGGAUUAAGGUCUAUUCAGUCACAAGGAAUUUGCUCAUAACCAUGGGUGUUGGAAUGGCUUUAUACCUUGCACAGGAAGUUAUAAACAAUGCUUUUGCUGAUUUAAGUAUUAUUGAGCAUAAGAAUAGUGGCAUAUUAAAUGGUUCAAAUUCAAAUGCUUCUGCUGGAGCACUGCUACUGCCAAUUCAUAGAAAACGGAAGCACAGCAGUACAACUGGUUCUCUUCAAGAGCAUGGUGAAGGUGGUUUGAGUGUGGAAGUUCCCAAGAAUCGUCCAUUGACUCCAGUUUCUCUGAGGAUUGCUGCACUUGAGACAUUGGAAUCUCUUAUUACUGUGGCUGGUGCUUUAAAAUCUGAACCAUGGAGAUCAAAAGUUGAUAGCCUCUUGUUAGUCACAGCAAUGGACUCUUUUAAGGAAGGAUCAGUUAGUGAAGAAAGAAGUGUGUUUCAACAAAAGGAACCUGCUGCAACUACCACAGAGUUGCAGCUUGCUGCAUUGCGUGCUUUAUUGGUAUCUUUACUUUCAUUUGCUCGGGUACGACCUCCAUAUUUAGCCCAGGGUCUUGAACUUUUCCGUAGAGGGAGGCAACAAACUGGAACAAAACUAGCUGAGUUCUGUGCCCAUGCUCUGUUAACCUUGGAGGUGCUUAUACAUCCUAGGGCACUUCCAAUGGUAGAUUAUGCCUAUGCAAAUAACAGUUCCUUUGGUGAAGCUCAUAGUAAUCUCCAACAUGGAUAUUUUGGUUGGAGCCACAAUACGCCAUAUGGCUUACCGCAAGUUCCUCCUGACUAUGAUGAUGAUCUGUGUGCAAGAUGGCUUGAAAAUGACAAUGAAGUUGGUGAAUCAUUGGAUAAAAAUACAAAAUACACCCAGGAGCCUUCUGAAGCUUGCAGAGCUAGUGAUCCUGAAGUGCUUUUCGUGCAUGUAUCUUCCGACACCAAUAUACAGGAGAGGAUUGAGAUGGUGUCUGAGACUGCCACUUGUGCAGAUGUUGAGAUGAAAACUGUUGAGGAUGAAACCAAUUUCAAGUCAGAUCAACCAGGAGAAUCUGUGGUGCAAUUUCAAGAAACUGUUUCUUGCACCACAAACAUCCCCGUGGUUGAAACUCGCGGUGAUGUAGCUGAUGAUAAAGUGUCUGAGAAGAUUGUUUCAGACAACUCCAUUCCUCAUAAUGAAGCCAGUCAUAUGGAAUCAAGACAUGGAAGCUCGGUUAAUAAAGACUUCAAAUUCUCUUCUCCGAGUAGUAGUUUAUGGCAUAGAACCUCAGGCUCUAAUAUUUUUGAGGAAUUUGCUUUUCAAUUGGAACAUGAUAAGGCACUGGCGGAUGAAGAUGAUUUUCCUGAUAUUGUGGAUGGAGACCCAGAUUCUGAUACUGAAUAAAGGGGAGAUUUUGUAAUUUAUUUUUAUCCAUAGAAGCAUAAGGAACACUUGUAGUUCAAUUUUAUUCUCUUUUUUCUAUCUGUCUUCCCUAAAUUAAACAUUUGAAGCUUUGACUUUGUUUUCAAAAAAAUGAAAAUGAUAGUCAAGUAGUUUUGGAAAUGAUAUUCAAGCUUCAUAUAGUCAUUCUUCGUCUGGCUUUCGCUCAUUGUGGAAAAUUUCCCACCGCUGCCUCCCAUAGGAGUCUGGGCCUUGUCUCAGUCACAAAUCAUCUUUUCGGAUCAGCUACUGAUCAUUGCCUUGGCGCAGGUCUUUGUCAAUGAUGAAAGCCACUGAACUUAAGACUCGAAUCAAAACGAUUUAUCAUCUCCCUGCAAGAGGAGCC